CCUUGUGAGGCUGAGCUUCAGGAGUUAAUGGAACAAAUUGAUAUCAUGGUAAGUAACAAAAAAUUGGACUGGGAAAGAAAGAUGCGGGCUUUGGAGACACGAUUAGAUCUUCGGGAUCAAGAGUUGGCAAAUGCACAAACUCGUUUGGAUCAGAAAGGUCAAGAGGUGGGGUUACUUCGACAGAAGUUGGACAGUCUGGAAAAAUGUAAUUUAGCAAUGACUCAGAAUUAUGAAGGACAACUACAAACCCUAAAAGCUCAAUUUUCCAAACUAACAAAUAGCUUUGAAAAACUGAGAUUACACCAGAUGAAACAAAACAAAUUUCGACGAAAAGAAAUACCAUACCUCAAAGAAGAAAUACCCUUUGAACUGAGCAAUCUGAACCAGAAAUUGGAGGAAUUUAGAGCAAAGUCAAGAGAAUGGGACAAGCAAGAGAUACUAUAUCAGACUCAUCUGGUUUCUUUAGAUGCUCAACAAAAAUUAUUAUCUGAGAAGUGUAAUCAAUUUCAGAAACAGGCACAAAGUUACCAAACUCAACUAAAUGGUAAAACACAGUGCUUAGAAGACAGUAGCUCUGAAAUUCCUCGUUUGAUAUGUGAACCAGAUCCCAGUUGUGAACACAAUGAAAGGGAUGAGUUCAUUAUUGAAAAAUUAAAAUCAGCUGUGAGUGAAAUAGCAUUAAGCAGGAAUAAGUUACAAGAUGAAAAUCAGAAGCUCUUACAAGAACUGAAGAUGUACCAAAGACAGUGCAAGGCCAUGGAAGCAGGACUCUCAGAGGUGAAAAGUGAGCUACAGUCACGUGAUGAUCUCUUGAGAAUUAUAGAAACAGAACGAUUACAGUUACACAGAGAAUUAUUAAAAGUAGGAGAGUGCCAAAAUGCUCAAGAAAAUAAAAAGAGACUUGAGUCAUCUUAUUCACCUUCAAUUAAAGAACCAGAAAGGAAAAGGAAAGAGCUGUUUUCGGUGAUCCCAAAUCAACCACAUCAUGAAAAAGAAUUGAACAAGAUAAGAAGCAAACUCCAACAGGAGGAAGAGUACCACAGCUCCGAGCAGGAAAGAAUGAGGAACGAAAUCUCUGACCUAACAGAAGAGCUUCAUCAGAAGGAGAUCACUAUAGCAACUGUCAUGAAGAAGGCUGCCCUUCUUGAAAGACAGUUAAAAAUGGAAUUAGAAAUAAAAGAAAAAAUGUUAGCAAAACAACAGGUCUCAGAUAUGAAAUAUAAAGCUGUCAGAACUGAAAACACACAUCUGAAAGGAAUGAUGGGAGAUUUAGACCCUGGACAGUACAUGGGUAUGGAUUUCACUAACAGGGACUAUUCAAGGCAUACAUCUAUAAACAAACUGGAAUAUGAGAAUGAAAGGCUCCGAAGUGAUCUUGCAAAACUUCAUGUCAAUGGAAAAUCAGCAUGGACUAAUCAAAAUACCUAUGAAGAAACAGGAAGAUAUGCCUAUCAAAGCCAAAUAAAAAUGGAAAAAAAUGAAGACAGACUUAACCAAGACUGUGAGCCACAUAGAAGUGCAAUGCCUCUAGUGCCACUAGUGGCAUUACAAACCAAAGAAGUCACAAGUCCUUUGGUUAGCGAUGAUGAAGUAUUCCCACUGUCUCCCCCAGAUAUAUCCUUCCCAGCUUCUUUGGCUGCACAGCAUUUCCUAAUGGAAGAAGAGAAGCGAGCAAAAGAACUUGAAAAACUUCUAAAUACACAUAUUGAUGAACUGCAAAGACAUACAGAGUUUACUCUUAAUAAAUACACCAAGCUAAAACAAAAUAGACACAUAUGA
This is a messenger RNA of Cynocephalus volans (Philippine flying lemur), 1779 nucleotides long. RefSeq names its product deuterosome assembly protein 1 (gene DEUP1). The record is from RefSeq and is a predicted model, not a curated record. Gene Ontology annotation, biological process: de novo centriole assembly involved in multi-ciliated epithelial cell differentiation; centriole replication. Bases 28 to 1779 code for a protein of 583 amino acids. Lineage: Eukaryota; Metazoa; Chordata; Mammalia; Dermoptera; Cynocephalidae. The transcript is spliced from 12 exons. Gene Ontology annotation, cellular component: centriole; deuterosome.